AGAUCAAUUAUAGAAGGGAGGAGGGAGUAAAAAAAAACUACUCAAUUUCUAGCCAACUAAACUUUUCGUGCAUUGCGGGCCGGGGAUAAAAGAGGGAGAAACACAACUGCCAUAGCAAGCGGAGAAGAGAAAUGAUGAGAACGAGGGCGUUGUGGUUCACGCUGGGCUUCACCUCCGCCGCGACGGUGGUGGCUCAAUUCGUGCAUAAGGAUCUGCUCAUUGAUCGCCACUCUCUCUCUUCAGAGUUGAAAGCAAAAUUUGGAUCCUUAGAAGGAAGAGUCUCAAGUCUCGAAACCGCGCUUCAAGACAGCCCCCAACAUCCCCAAGAUGGAGCUAAUUAAGAGGUGAAGGACUGGAUCUCUUCAAGGAAAUUAUCUGUUUUGGUAAUAAAAUCUCAAGCAAUAUUUCUUUCCAAUAAAGCUUGAUUCCUGCCUUGCACUAGUCGUCCAUUGUUCGUCGCGACUUCUGUCUCUUUGCAACUAGGAAUCAAAACAGAUUGAUUGUCUGUCUUUCUAAGCUUCACCUUAUGCCAAAAAGGUAUGUAUUGGUUGUUGGCCUUCUAUGUUAAGUACUUCUACAAUUGAUGAUUUUGACAUUGGCCUAUACCACCAAUGCGUUGCGGACAUUUGCCGUCUUAUCUCAGUUUGAAUUUAAAACUCAAGUUGUGGAUAGAUUAUACCUCGUCCUAAAAUAAACUUUACAUUUUCGU
Molecule: messenger RNA, 709 nt
Organism: Cuscuta campestris
Lineage: Eukaryota; Viridiplantae; Streptophyta; Magnoliopsida; Solanales; Convolvulaceae
Source: the annotation of a GenBank genome assembly